AUGGCAGAGGAUGACGAGGAGAGUCAGAGGCCUCCAUUACUCGCAUUAACGCACCCGAGUCAAGAGCAAGUUGCUGGCUCGCAGCCACCAUUGUCACAUUUGCCCAGAGGUCCAACCAGGCUGCCGUCACGUGCGGACGAAGUGCGGGAUACGGUGGAGAGGAGAAGAUUGCCGCAGGUGGAGAAGGAUGCAGACGAUCCGACUACACCGCCAGCGACUGGAAGAGCGAGUAUAGACAGGCAACAGUCGACGACUCUCACAACGCUAAGCCGUCUCUUCGCUGUCCAAGCCGCAACGUCACCGGAUGUCUCGAGACAUCCUUCCUACCUCAGCGGGCAGCGGCAGCCUUCUACAUAUAACCGCAAUUUGCAUACUCGCCGUGUUGCUGAUCUUCCGAACCAUCUCUACACCCGCGGACUACUCGACGGCAGACAUUCUGACAUUACCGUCAGAGCUUUUGGGCAGCAGUACAAGCUCCACCGCAUCGUCCUUGAUCAGGCUCCGUUCUUCACUUCGGCACUGUCGGAGCCAUGGCUUGAAGCCAAUGCCACUGAAAUCGUAGUGCGCCCAGAAGAGAUCGAUGGCUCGAUUACCCAAGCAAGCUUCGAGCUUGCACUCAAGCGUCUAUACGGCGCUAGUGACUUGCAGGAAGAGGACGGCGACGCUGUUGGCUUGUUUGCCACAGGAUGCUGGCUCGAGAUGCAAGAUCUGAUCGAUGACUCGAUCGGCAGCAUGUUGCGUCAAAUGACGCCGGAAAGCAUCAGUCCACUAAUCAAGCUGGUGACAUCAAACUACUACGGCAGGGCUGGCGACAAGAUUCUGGCAAGUGCGAAAGCGAUGUUGUGUAGAGACGGCUGGCGAAUGCCACUCCGCUACUGGGAUGGCAUACCCGGCGACAUAAUCCGCGAGAUUGUCGGCGGCGAUGGCUUCUUCAUAGAUGGGGAGUGGGAUCGCUGGGUCCUCGCCAAACGCAUAUUAGACCGUAGACUACGAACUCGUGCCAUCGAAGCAGGCCUAGUCGAGCCAGGCAGUAGGCGGAAAGUGAAGAAAGCACCAGAUGCGAGCAGCCUGAUGGCGAUUCGCUUCGACGGUGUGUACCGCAAGAACAAUGCCGGUCGAGGCUUGCCGGAUGCGCUUCACCCGUGGGUCUCGCCGUACACUCACCCAGACAUCGAGCCCAUCCUCGUGCUCCUGGACGAAGGUAUUCACUACAUCCACCUAGACUUCGAACAGCUGCAGUUCAUCCGCCGCGCCCGAGAUCCACUCGGUUUGCCGGUCAUGCCGGAGAAGGUCAUAUCGAACGCGCUCUGGCAGCAGAUGGAGCUGCGUCAGAAAGUGAUGAAUGCGAAAGAUGCUGACCUCGAACUUAACCUUUCUGUGAAGUGCAGUGUCGAUGAAGUGUCUCCCGGAACAAGCCGCGACACUACCAUGAGCAUCACCACACCGUCAGAGCCACCCAGCUCAAAGGGCAAGCAAAGAGCUACAGACUUGGCUGAAGUCGGCGACGAAGAUAUCGACAGCGGCAGCUGGGAUGGCAAUGGCAAGCCGCGGAAGUUCUGGAUCCCAAGCGCCGAUUGCAACAUUGUCAUGGGUGGUAAUGCCGACCCAAUCAUUGCCACAUCUAACAAUACUACCGGCGACGGCCAUGCGAACAGGCUCUCCGCGACGAUUCAUCCAGAAGACGUACAAUGGGCUUCAGACUUCGCAUCCAUCACGUCCCAGCCACGGCCGCUGAGCGCCGCAGCAGACCGGAACAGCUUUCCCAGCUCCGAACCUGCUGUCGAUGUCCGAUACUCUCACUUCCCGCCUUUCCGCUUCUCUGCCGAGUUUCCGAACCCAAGGUUGUUGAAGGAGAAGAAGCGAGUCUACUCACGUACUGUAUUUUACGCCGGCAGCCUCUGGAAUAUCUACAUACAGAAAGUGGCAACCACUCGCAACAAGCAGCUAGGCGUGUACUUACAUCGUGCUAAAGAGCGAGAGACCGAGGAAGUUAUCGCCGGAACAGCAGGCUUGGCACAAGGCAGCGUCGACGAGCGUAUAGGCCAGCUCGAGCGCGAGAUGAUCUUGCGUUCCGAGCGGCGAGAACGAAGGCAGCGCAGACGCACCACUGUAGGCAGCGACGGUCUGGACGUGGAUGGUGCCGAGAGCUCAGGUAGUGCCGGCGACCUCGAACCCACCGUCGCCGGAGCCGCGUCCUCAGCUGAAGGAACAACUAUCAAAGCGAGUACGAUGCGUAGUCUUCUCUCACGCCGCCGCGGCCACAAAGCCGGCCAUUCCGACAUUGCAGCCAGUAGUAGCGCACCCAUCUCCGCGACCACAGCGAUGGGCUUCAGCAACAACGAUGUCUUCACGCCCACCUCCGACUCCGACGACUCCGACUACGACUCCGAGACGGAACGCAUGCUCGCGGCAUCUCGCAAAUCACAUAUCCCUACCUUACCACCCUACGUCGAUUCCCGGCCGCAGAUCAAGACGUACUUUAAGAUCUACUCACCCUCUCGUGGCGGGCGGAUGUUGUCAGUCUACGAGAGCGCACCGGAUCGAUUCAAUUUCUCGCAGUCGUGGGGUUGGAAAAGCAGUACGCUUAUGCUGGAUGAAGGGUUGUUGGGCGAGGAUGCGGAUGACGCUGCUGGGCCGCAACCGUCGCCUACUUCCGCCAAUGCGGAGGAGGCGGCGGGUAACGCAGCUGCUGCACUGCCGGAGAAGAUUGGCAGCGGUCGUGGCAUGAAGGGUAGAGGAGAUGGCAAGUUACGAUUUAUGAUUGUUAUUGGGAAUGUCUAG
Baudoinia panamericana UAMH 10762 is the source of this 2781-nucleotide messenger RNA. RefSeq lists its product as uncharacterized. Gene Ontology annotation, molecular function: protein binding. Lineage: Eukaryota; Fungi; Ascomycota; Dothideomycetes; Mycosphaerellales; Teratosphaeriaceae. The coding region runs from base 1 to 2781 and encodes 926 amino acids. The record is from RefSeq and is a predicted model, not a curated record. The transcript is spliced from 2 exons.